GCCGGCGCGGCAAUGCGGCCCGCGGGGGCGGCCCCGGGGCCGUGAGUGCCCAGCCUUAGCCGGGCCGGGCCGGGCCGGAUCUCCGGCAGCAGCGCCUUCCCCGCCGGCAAGAGCCCUUGGGGCACUGCGGAGCCGCAGCUGAUGGCGGCGCGGCUGAAGCGGUGCGUGGUGCGGCGGCGGGACGGGCCGGAGCAGCACGGCGUGGCCGCGUCCUGCCUGCGAGAGCUGCGCGACAAAGCUUGUGGUGUUCUGGCUAUUGACAAGGCCCGGGAACCCAUCACCUUGGUACUGGCAGAAGAUGGGACCAUUGUGGAUGAUGAAGAUUACUUCUUGUGUUUGCCAUCUAACACCAAGUUUGUCGCACUGGCCAAGGAUGAGAAAUGGUCUGGUAAAAGCUUAGACAGUGGAACAUCCUGGCUCUCGGAGUCUGUGGAUGAAGUGGACAGUGCUACUGAGAAGUGGAAGCAACUGGCCAGGCAGCUGAAGGAUGACCUGUCCAAUAUUAUCCUGAUGUCUGAAGAAGACCUCCAGGUGCUCAUUGAUGUGCCACGCUCAGACCUGGCAGAAGAACUUGGCCAAAGUGAAACCAAAAUCCAAGUGCUGCAGGACACCCUGCAGCAGGUGCUGGACAGACGAGAAGAAGAGCGUCAGUCAAGGCAGCUCCUAGAACUCUACCUAGAGGCCUUGAAAACUGAAGACAGUAUCUUAAGCAAACUCACAGAACCUCAGGCUGCACCAAGGAAGGAGAUGGAUGUGGUUGACACAGGUACCAGCAGCACAGAUACGUCAGCCACAACAGCACUCAGCAACCAGGUCCUUGCUGCUCUGAAAGAGAAAACUGCUCCAGAACUCUGCUUGGACAGCCAGGAUCUAGAGCUGGUGUUGAAGGAAGACGCAGCAGCCCUGGCCUCGGCUCUGGGAUGGGACAAGCAGAAGGCUGGAGCUCUGCAGGGAGCCUGUGAGCAGGAGCUCUCCAAGCGCCUUCAACAAGUGCAGGCUCUGCACUCCCUUCGGAGCACGUCCAAGGGCAAGAAAACGCUUCCCUGGGGGGACUGGCCCAGCGCAAAACGCAAAAAGUGAGACUGCAGUGCUGCUUGCACUUUGGGUUUUGCUUUUGCAUUAGAAUCAAUACAAGCAAAGACAUAUCCUGGGAACCAUAGUUUGCUGGUCAUUCUGUGGUCUGGCUAUAGAACUACUAAAAUCUGGACAUUGUCCUGAGGCUUAAACUCCUCUGGUGAUUUGAAUUGCGUAAGCAAAGGGAUUUUGACUUUUUGCAGAAUGCUAGAACAAUGGUAUUGCUAAGCACAGUAUGUGAGUGUUCAGCUUUCAAUUCCUGGUUGGUGGCCAGCAGCUUCCAUCUGAUAAUGGUGGAUGCAGCUCCUGAAGCCCCAGGCAGUUUGCUUACUUUAUCUUCCACCGUUUUCAGUGUAAAAGGGAUGGAGGAUCUCUGGAAGACACUUUGAGGCACAGUUAGUGAGUGAUGAGGGCAGAGGGACUCCAGCCUGGGAUCUAGGAACUUGAACUCUCACGCUGAUUUUAUCAGUUAAAGUAAACUCAAAGUCCUUCAACUUCAGUGCUUUUUUCCUGUAAGGAACUCCAGCCUCUUGGAUGCUGUGUAAGAACUAUCAUAUAAAACACAGAAAAGGUGGAAAUAAUUGCUUUGUAAGGUUGUGUGACAGAAGAUUUGCAUUUGGCCUGCUGUCUUAGUCUCCUAAUCAUAAUGCUUUUGUAUUAGCUGGCUUAUUUUUAAAUUUGUUAAAGUAUUUUUUUUCUAAUAUCAAUAAAACCUUUUUAUCUUAC
Sturnus vulgaris (Common starling) is the source of this 1800-nucleotide messenger RNA. It is a transcript of the gene DFFA, whose product is annotated as DNA fragmentation factor subunit alpha. Lineage: Eukaryota; Metazoa; Chordata; Aves; Passeriformes; Sturnidae. Gene Ontology annotation, biological process: negative regulation of execution phase of apoptosis; apoptotic process. Gene Ontology annotation, cellular component: chromatin. The record is from RefSeq and is a predicted model, not a curated record.